AUGUAUCACGCACAAGAGUACAGAAAGAAUAUCAGCAGCUUUCACAGGAAGGCUGAAAGAGUCUCUUAUCUCAAUGAGACCCAAAUUCCCCAAAACCACUUAUUGACGAAGAUCAACUUGAGACUCAAGAAGGACCAGCCUUUCAAGCAGUCCUUGAAGAGAACCAGUUUCAAGGUGAUUAACUUUUUGGGCUUGACUGCCCCAGACCCCUCUGAAGAACGCCUCAGAGUUAGAUGUGGAUUCAGACGCCACAUGUUAGAGCUUUUGAAGAAUCCUAAGGAGGAAGCCAUACUACUCAAGGAUAGACUCAAGCUUAAGGCCUUCCAGUUUGCAGAGGUUGAGCCAGCUAAACCUUGCCUUUCAUUCAGAAGCUCUAAGUCAAAGCAGCCCUCCAAGCACUCUUCGAAGAGGCUGUCCAAGGCUUUUUCUUCCCACCAAUCGUCGGUAUUCGAGAGCGCUCCCCACCUGGUUGAGCCUCCAAGUGUGUCAUCCAUGGAGGAUGUUGCACCCGACAUUAUUGGGCCUUGGAUGGCCGUUCAUUCUCUUUUUGAGAGCCUCCCCAAAGAGCCCCGGAAUUUCAAGGAGCUCAGUGACUUCUCUCGCAAGGAGAAAUGCCGUCUCAAACACACGAAGAACUUCUUCACCAACACUCGGUGGAUGGAUUGCAAGCACGCUUUGAGGAACUUCCCCAGUGACCUCGGCCUUUGCAAAAAUGACAAGCUUUCCAACUUUGGGAAUAUGCUUGAGAACCUCGAGAAGAAGAGAAGGUCAAUUGCCAGGUCUAACAACAAGCACUUGGCCAAGCAGGCUGACCAGAUGUUGAAUGAGGUUUACUCCAGAAUUGACGAGGCCAACAACAACCACAAGAACGCCGUUGUUGCAGUUCACCGGGAGCACAAGCACCUUAAGAAGCGGAUGCUCAGGCUGUUGAAGGACUUGCACAAGCUUCUGCUUGAUCAUGCCUCCACACGCGAGAAGAUUUGCCAAAGAUUGGAAAAGAACGGGUCUUUUCCUGGAGCAGACAAGGUCAUUGAACUGGAAUUGAGCAAGUUCCAGGACAUUUCGUUGAGAAUCUACGACCUCAAUAGCUCUGCAGCUUCCCUCCAGAAGAAGACCCUCCAGCAAUUGCAAUCAUUGGACAAGGCCCACGCAAACUUGGCACGUUUUUGCAAGGGCCUCAACGAUCAGCAAUACCAUCUCACGAGAAAGCUUGAGUCUUCCAUGGUUUCCAAGCCCAGACACGCCUACAACUAUCUGCCAUACAAGAAGGCUCUCAAGGACCACCAAGGGCACUAUGACAGGAUGACAAAGUACACCGAGCACCUCAUUGACAGCCUUUUCAAGGAGAUGGUUGGACUCUACCACGAGUUCGCCGAGGCCUGA
This is a messenger RNA of Candidozyma duobushaemuli, 1383 nucleotides long. RefSeq lists its product as uncharacterized. The record is from RefSeq and is a predicted model, not a curated record. Bases 1 to 1383 code for a protein of 460 amino acids. NCBI's taxonomy places the organism in Eukaryota, Fungi, Ascomycota, Pichiomycetes, Serinales, Metschnikowiaceae. The transcript has a single exon.